CACGGAAAAACAUCAGUGUACUAGUAGCUUGUCGGCUCUUCAGGACAGCUUGUGCUCGCUCAGCCUGUCUCUUACGACGAGAGCUUACGACGCCCUAAUUUGACGGACACACGGCGUAGUUUGGUUCCUCAGUUACAAACGCGCGACGCAUUUCAGAAACAGUGUUUGGAUUUGCUGGCUGGAGCUCUUACAUUCCGUAGACCUCGUCUGUAUGAUGCGUGUUCCUCACAGCCGUCACUAUUCCUCUCCCACCUCGAGUAUUUAUAGCAGUAGCACGGAGCGUUAGCUUGGUGACUUUUGAGUCGACUCAAAAGUCACCUUUUAACACGGAGCGUUAUCUCGAAGGGCAUCGUUUCGCCGGAUUAUUCCGAGUUGAGUUCUAGGGUACGAAAAUGAUUGCACUACCCCAGUGACGAAUAAGCUUCACGCCAUAGCCCAAUCUCGUUAGAGCUGUACCAUGAAGCAUGUCGUCGCCGUUCCGUCCCUCCGCGUGCAGCCUUCCGCUGCCAUAGCUCCAAGCGCCUGCGUUAGAGGAACCUCUCUGUCCUAGCCACCUGCUCUGGACAGUAAUUUUCCCAACCUGACAAUGCGGCUUGAUUACAUUUGAAGACUCGACCCAACUUAACACGGCUGUCACGAUCCGCGAUCGAGCGAUUGCAUUUUCCACGGAGUCUCCCAGACAGACCUCUCUUCAGCUAGAUUCUUAAACACUCGCCAUGCGGUUACUUACGUUCGAUCGGAUACAUGCUGCGGGUAGCCCCAGUAGAUAGUGCUGGUUUCCGUGCUGUGUGGAUGCGAAGCGAGAGGACAAAGAGGAAGAAGAGAGAAGGAGAGAGAGAACGAGGAGUAAGUGUGGCGUGAUAAGUGGGAAGAGAGCCGGCGCAUGGCCCAAGGUGACUCGUGAGUCGACUCGACGACGGUCACGGGUGGUGGCGCAUGGCCCUGUCAGCGUCGCACGCGCUGACGUCGCGGAACAGUUUUUUCCGCCCGCGCUACCUCAAUGAGGCGCCGGUGCUGAGCGAGGCGGAGGACUUGCCGCACCUGCGGGAGUUGGAGCUGUGCGUGAACGCGGACCUGGUGCACGUGGAAAACAAGUACGGCGCCUUCCUCGGCCAGCCGCACCCCGCCUUCCGCCCGCAGCUCUUCUCCGCGCCCCUCUCCGACCGCUCCGCCGCGGGGCCUGGGCGGCCCAAUGGGGGGCGCGAUGGGGAGGAUGACGACGCGGACGUGGAGCAGUAUCUGGAGAACAGGGACCCGGACGAUGAGCACUACGGAGGGCCGCCCAUCAUGGCGUAUAACCCCCUGUUCACCUGGGAAACGGAGAGAGCGGCUGUGAUUGGCCAACGGUUGCCCAUCAAGCCCAUCGUCAGCAGCACAGUAGGUACUCGCUUCUCUGUGCGGAUACUGUCGUUCAACGUACAGGCGGGCCUUGUGGAGCCCUUUUAUGGCACCAUCUGUUUGUAUCACACGGAGAAGAAGGAGAAGGUCUCAGAGGACUUCCACUUCCAGUACCUGCCGCUCUCCUGGGAUGGGGCGAGCACGCCCCCGGAGCUGCGAGCGAUAUUCACGGUGGAGAGAGAGGCGUCGGCGCUGUGCCUGCUGGUGCAGGUGGAGCGGGCUGUCACCGAGGAAAGUCUCAAUGGCGUCAAGGGGUCCGUGUACACCAGAAAGGACCCUCCUGUUUUGACAGACAGGGAGGCAUCUCACCUCUCCGAAUGGGCACAGGGCAUGCCAUUCCGUGAGGCCUUUGCGUUCGCCACCAUCCCUCUCUUCGACUCUGCAGCCACAGGAGGGGCGACCGCCUUUGGAGGCAGCAGCACAGGGGUUGGCACACCAGGGGUGCUGGGAGGGGCGGCAGGCGGAGGCGGGGGGGAGGGGGUAGGGGGGCCGGGAACGCCGGGGACUAACAGUGGGCCACUGGGGGAGGGGGGCGCUGCUCCGCGGUAUGAGCUGGGGGGUCCGCUGCAGGUGGACAUCCCCUGUCUGCAGCGGGUGAAGGAGUGCUACACUGAAGACCAGCUCUUUGAUCCCAAGCGCAAGGUGCACAAGCCGGUGCGCAUGUCCAUGCAAGUGGAGGUGGAGCGCCUGCCAGGCAGCACAGCCCUCUCGCAGGGCGCCCAGGCAGGGGUGGGGGGGUCCGGCACCCCGCACAGCCACGCCAUGAUGGGCCACACGCGGUCAAUGGAGUCAAUUGGGUCUGAUGUGGAGGAAAUGGGUGCGCUAAGUCGCACCUUCUCCAUCUCACGGCUGCUGAAUGGGUUCCACGCACUGGACUUCACGGAUAUGACCCGUGCGGAGCCGUUCACGCAUCUGGAGCACCUGGUGUUCGUGUACCCGCACAGCGUGGCGCUGCCCAAGAAGCUCAACCUCUUCGUGCGCGUGGAGCUGAGGGAUGACGACGCCGACCUCCAGUCCUCUCGCCCGCAGCUCGAGGCCAUCUUCCCAUGGGAGCGGGACCACGCCAUGCAGCGCGUGGCGUCAUCGCAGGUGGCCAUGGGCAUGCGCCCGUCGCUCUUCCACGACGAAUUCAAGAUCCAGCUGCCUGCCGUGCUGCAGCCCUCCCACCACCUCCUCUUCUCCUUCUUCCACAUUGACCUUGCCGUCAAAUCCGACCGCCCCAAACCGGUUGUGGUUGGAUACUCUGUCAUGCCUCUGUCGGCUGUCACGCAGUCGUUCAAGGGCGAGAUGAACCUUCCCAUGUCCAAGGACCUGCUCCCAAGGUACCUGCACGAGAGCACCAAGGCGAAGCUCACCUUCUGGGAGGAAGGCAAGCCCGUGUUCCGCAUGCGCACACGCCUCUUCUCUUCCCUCCUCCCCCUCUCCGACCGCCUGCGGGACUUCUUCAAGCAGUACGACCGCCACGUGCUGGAGGCGCCGCUGCCCCGGGAGGAUCUGCUGGAGUCGAUUAAUGGGCUCAAGGGGGUGGACACGGUGGUGCUGCUGCAGUUCCUCUACCCGCUGUUGAACAUGCUGCUCUGCAUGAUUGGCAACGGGGUCGAGACGCUGCAGGUGGCGGCUUUCCGUGCCAUGGUCAAUAUUGUGUCGAGAGUGCAGGCGGAGCUGUCCCCCAAGCACCCGCGCAACCGCUUCCUGGUGCACUUUGUGGACUUCGUCUUUGACGACCUCGGCCGGCAGCAGCCGCCCGUCUACCCCCGGGCUCAGCAACGUCUGGCGCAGCCUCGCCCGCAGCAAGGUCCGGUGUACAGCGAGGCGCUGUCCAUGGCGUGGUUUGUGCUGGAGCUCGUGGUCAAGUCCAUGGACCUGGAGCUCGCCCAGGUGCCGCAAGGCGAUGAGAUCGCGCGGCUGAGGCUGGAGGACGAGGUGUUUCUGUGCAUCCGGCAGCUGUUUGAGUGCCUGCUGGUGGAGGUGCAGGAGAAGGCCGACGCCGACUACCCGCUCGCGCGCCGCCUCACCAACUCCCUUGCCUUCUUCUGCUACGACCUCAUCACUGUCGUCGACCCGCCUCAAGUGUUUGAACUCGUGGGUCUGUUCCUGUCACAGCUAGCGGGCAUGGUGUGCGGCCAACCAGCACUCCCUGAAGCUGCACUUCCUGCGCAUCCUCUGUGACCACGACCUCUUUGUCGAGACGCCAGGC
This is a messenger RNA of Closterium sp. NIES-67, 3595 nucleotides long. Lineage: Eukaryota; Viridiplantae; Streptophyta; Zygnematophyceae; Desmidiales; Closteriaceae. The record is from the annotation of a GenBank genome assembly.